Messenger RNA from Aspergillus niger, 1302 nucleotides. RefSeq lists its product as uncharacterized. Gene Ontology annotation, biological process: nuclear envelope organization. Gene Ontology annotation, cellular component: Nem1-Spo7 phosphatase complex. Lineage: Eukaryota; Fungi; Ascomycota; Eurotiomycetes; Eurotiales; Aspergillaceae. Gene Ontology annotation, molecular function: protein phosphatase regulator activity; phosphoprotein phosphatase activity. The record is from RefSeq and is a predicted model, not a curated record. The transcript has 2 exons. Bases 1 to 1302 code for a protein of 433 amino acids.
AUGGCUUCAGCAAGCCUAGACCAACUGGUUAAGGGAUCUCCAGCACCCAACAGUCGCCUUGCAUCUUCUGCGACAUCCUCCUCCGAAUCAUUGGCGCCUGCAUUUCACUCCCAUCCUCCCUCUAGCGAUCCCUCUUCCCCGCCACGGUCGUCAACCCCCGAUCCACUGUCGACCCUCCCCUCUUCCCCACCCCAGAUAUACCUCAAUCUCCUCAUUCUCGAGAGCUCCCUGCGAGCUCAGUACCUCGCUCUUCGGGAACGCCGCCGACAAAAUACGUUUUUCCUUCUCUUGCUUGCCGCCUGGAUCGCCUACUUUGCCUACGCGCUCUUUCUCCGCCCGCGCGAAGAUGGCCGCGGCGUCGGAGGAUCGGUCUACUGGGUGGUCGAAAUGGGAGAAAAGGUCGCCCUGAUGGGCGGCGUGGUCACUGCGCUCCUGGUCUGGGGAACAGGGCAAUGGGAACGUGGAGUUUCGUUGGCCGCGGCGCUGGCUCGCCGUAGCCAACCGCGGCCUCCGCACCAUGAACACCAAGAUCGUGGUCAUCCGAGGUCCCUGGUGGCAGGAGCUUUUCUCCUACCUUUCUUUCCUAUUUCCAUUCUCUGCACCCUUUUUCCCGUCCCCCGUCUGGUACAGGAAGACCUCAGCCCCGGAGGUGACUACAUUCGACUUCUUCUACUGCCGAAGUCAUUCUCGCCCGAGUUCCGCGAGAACUGGGAUGAAUACCGCAGCGAAUUUUGGGAUAAGGAGAAUGAUCGUCGUGCUCAGCUGCGCCAGAAGCUGCGCCAAAGGGAGCGUCAGCUAGUCCAGCAGGAUGGCGGCUGGUUCUGGUGGUUCGGGUUGAGUUGGAAGGCGUCGCAACGCCGACGAGUCGCUGCCGCAACGAUCAGCCGACCCGGCGAUGCUGACAAGGUCCAACAUCGCUCCCAUCACCACCACCAUUCGUCCAGCAUCUCAAAGCUCGCCCUUGAAUCCAAAUCGCCCUUGCGGCGCGGUGGACCACGCUCUGAAUCCCACUCCCGCACGCCGUCACGCAGCACUACCCCCGUAGACACCGACGACCGACCCCCGUCCAGGUCGUCCGUCAGUGGCCGUCCCCGCCGCGGAAGCACAAGUCCAAGCACUGAACAACACAUCCAGCAAUCACGGAAGAAGAAGGCAUCCAAAGCCGCCACUCGUGGUCUGUCUCCUUUGACGCAGGCCCAAAUCCGAGAGGGCGUGCGCACUCCGUCCUUUUCGUCCGACGACUCUUCUUUCAUGGGCACUCCUAGCGAAAAGGAGAAACCCAAGGACGAGAGUGUUGAAUAG